AUACGAUCGCGAGUUCGAUACAUAUGAUAUACAAUUUAACGUCGGUUCAGUUUUUGUUAUCACAUUUCAAAUUAAAUGUUGUUUCUCCCAGUUGCUGUGUAUCUAAUCAAGUCUUCGGUUAAAUGGAACGGAUCUUGUUUAAUAAAGGGCACAGUUGGUUAUAAAUAUUCAGAAGUUCGUAACAAAUUUAUCAAGACUGUUGGAGGAAUUUAAACGGAAAAUAUCUACCCUGCGUGAGGUGCUACUACUUUAUUAUAUGCUUCGAAUAUUAUAUUUUUCUGACUUUUAAAUAUAUCCAUGGCACUCUCUCGGAUAAAUUGUAAAAUCAACUGUACCCUAAUCAGAACUACGUAAGCGAAAAAAGACGACGAUCCUUCGAUGAUCGAACGAGAUUUAUCAAGAAACAUUAUCUAAAGAUUAUGUAAAAUUUUUAAUGGUAACAAAAAUAAUGGAGAAGUUCAUAGGAGCUCAUCAGCUAAAAGGGAUACUAAAAAAUUUUCCAAGGAAUAUAAAGUUUUCCUUUGCAUACGGAUCAGCUGCGUUUAAGCAGUUAAGCAAUCAGUCCAAUAACAUGUUGGAUCUUAUUUUUGUUGUUCGUAAUGUAAAUCAAUGGCAUGAAGAAAAUUUAGAACUCAAUCCAAAACAUUAUGCUCAACCUUUAAAGUUGUUUGGACACAGGGCAAUUACUAAUGUGCAAGAAAAUUGGGGUGCUAAACUGUAUUAUAAUACAUUAGUUAAGAUGGCAGGAGGAUAUACUAUCAAAUACGGAGUAAUCUCUGAAGUUUCGCUGAUAGAAGAUUUAUUAGAUUGGAAUGAUUUAUAUUUAGCAGGAAGACUACACAAACCAAUUAAAGUAUUAGUGGAACCAAAUGGGCAGUCUCAACUACCUACAGCUUUAGUACAAAACUUACAUUCGGCUGUUCAUGCUGCGCUUUUGUUGUUACCACAACAUUUUACAGAAAUUGAUUUUUAUAAGACUAUAGCCAGCUUGUCUUACAAUGGUGAUUUUAGAAUGACCUUUGGUGAAAACAAAGAUAAAAUUAAUAAUAUCGUUUUGCCGCAACUAGCGCAAUUUAGACAAUUAUACAGUCCGAUUUUGCAGCAUUUCGAAAAUUAUGUGGAUAUUCCAAAGUUAGAUCAAAUGACUGUCACCUGCCAUCAAGAUACAAAUCCAGCAACAAAGAUACAUCACUUGAAUCAAUUGCCUAGAACACCACAGAUUAAACUUGUUAGAGCCUGGUCGCAGGGUCCACGAUCAAAGGAUACAGAAGAUUGUUUACGUACGAUUGCAUACGAUCCCGAAUGCAGUGAAAUAUUAGAGGAAUGUUUAAAGCAAAUUGUCUGGAGAUCCAGUGUCACACAAAGUCUGAAGGGGAUCGUUACUGCUGGCCUUGUGAAAUCUGCUAAGUAUAGCGGAGCAAAGAUAAUGAAGAUGUUACAAUCGAGUCCGCAGACUGAUUUGCUACCGAAAACGGAGUCGGAUCAGAGUAAAGUCAAAAAAUUUGUAGAGACGGUGAAGAACCAGACACAGCCGAAGGAAACAAACAAGCGCAUAGAGUAGUAUUGAUUUAAUGCCCUGGCGAUUUUAAAAUACUGUUACCUAAACGGUCUGCAGUGUUCUUGAGUUUGUUGCUUUUUCUGGCUAGCAUAAACGUUAGCGGGCGUAAAUCAGCUACCGUCUGCCUGCGUUCAUUAAUCUCAUAAAGUAUUAUAUGUAUACACUGUAAUGUUACCUCUGUUGAAAAUGAAAUUUAUGGUACUUUCAGUGACUAAUUAAAUCUUGACAACAAUGGAUUCCGAUUCUGAGAGUCAAGAUAGUGACGAGGGCCGACGAUUUCGUUU
Messenger RNA from Megalopta genalis, 1842 nucleotides. Lineage: Eukaryota; Metazoa; Arthropoda; Insecta; Hymenoptera; Halictidae. The record is from RefSeq and is a predicted model, not a curated record.